UCUCUAAUUACCUGUCAAAACAACGCCUGUAUCAUCUUGGCAUGACAUGAUGUUCUUCAUGGAAGAGAGUUUUGGAAACUUUUUCCAUCAUGCCUUUCAAACCUGACCGGGAAAAAUAUUGGCUCUACACUCAAUUCGUCACGUGCAGUUUGCAAAUAGAAAUAGAACUUUGAGCACAAAUACUUCUGUUAAGUUGUGUUUGUUGACAAAAAUGCCGAUGAGAACAAUCUUCUUCCGCAAGCCUAAUCUCAGCCCACAACAACUCUUCUUGCUAGCGGUCGCUAUCGUCCUUUUUGUUGGAUAUACGCUCCUUGAGAAGAAGAGCCUGAGGGCCGAUUCUCUGGUUCACGCUGAACAUCACCAAGUUACAUCCAAAGUUACAGUUACUAGCGAAACCAAAUCUCAACUUUCAGAACCAAGCUUAACUUAUGGAGAGAAGGAUUUUUUUCUUCAAGGAAAACCUCUUCGAAUUCUGAGUGGAGCAGUACAUUACUUUAGAGUCGUUCCACAGUAUUGGAAGGAUAGAUUGGUGAAACUUAAGGCCAUGGGGCUGAAUACGGUUGAGACUUAUGUUCCAUGGAACGCACAUGAAGAAGUGAAGGGUCAUUUUAAGUUUAAUGGGAACUUGGACAUCAGUGCAUUUAUCAAGCUGGCAAAGGAGUUGGGUUUGUAUGUUAUCUUGAGACCAGGACCUUACAUUUGUUCUGAGUGGGACUUUGGGGGAUUACCAAGCUGGCUGUUGAGUGAUCCUCACAUGGAACCAAGAUCAAUGUAUCCUCCAUUCAUUGAAGCUGUUGAUCAGUUUUACAAAAGGUUUCUGCCAAUUUUGGUUCCUCUGCAGUUUUCUAAGGGUGGUCCUAUUAUAGCUUUCCAAUUGGAGAAUGAAUAUGGAAGCUAUGCUUCUGCUGAUGUGGACUACAUGCAACACCUAAAAAUGAUUAUGAUCAAUGGAGGAAUAACAGAGUUACUUUUCACAUCUGAUAACCAUUCUGGACUGAAGAAAGAGUUCCUUACCUUACAAAAUGUUCUGAAAACAAUCAAUGUAGAUGUUCAACCUAAUGUGAAACAAGAACUAUCAUAUUUACAAGAAAUACAGCCAGACAAACCUGUUUUGAUAAUGGAAUACUGGGUAGGCUGGUUUGAUCUAUGGGGAAACGAUAAACACCAUGAUGGCAAGAGUGCUGGAAGUGUAGCAAGAGUCUUGGGAGAAAUUCUGGAGUUUGGAGCCUCCUUCAACCUCUACAUGUUUCAUGGAGGAACAAAUUUUGGCUUCAUGAAUGGUGCAAAUGGCCUUAGACCAACCACCACUUCAUAUGAUUAUGAUGCACCUUUAUCAGAAGCUGGAGAUAUGACACCAAAAUACCGCUCCAUUAAAGAUGCCAUAAAACAGCAUGCACCAGAACACUCUCUUCCCAAGAAUCUUCCUCAAGUUUCAGAGAACUCUUCAAGAAAGGAUUAUGGUAAAGUCUCCUUACAGCAGUUUAUGUCCCUAACCCACCUGCUUUCAUAUCAGACCCCUAUAGAAAGUGGUCAUGUAAUGCCAAUGGAACAACUGCCAAUCAACAAUAAUGGCGGACAAGGGUAUGGUUUCAUACUGUACCAGACAGAGUUACCUCACUAUCCAAAAGAGAUUGUAAUGGAACAAGUUUUGGACAGAGCCCAGAUCCUUUUAGAUUCUAUUCUGAUUCAAACAUAUGACGCAAGUACAAGAUACGAAAGUCCUGUGGUGAUUAAAGUGAGUCAGAAUCAUGCGCAGUCACAACGCUCAGCCGAGCCAACCAAGCACAAGCUGGAGAUCUUGGUAGAAAACAUGGGACGAACAAAUUUUGUUUGGGACAUGAAGAGGAUGCGGAAAGGUAUUACUGGGAAAGUGACUGUCGAUGGUCUAAGUCCUACCAAAUGGCGAAUUUACCCACUUCAAUUCAAGCCGCAAGAUCUGGCAAGCAUUAAAGAGAAAGGAAAAUGGGAUAAAGUACCGGUAAAAGGACCAAUCGGUCCAUUCCUGUACAACGGAACUUUUAAGGUCAGUGGAGGACCUAGAGACACUUUCUUGGAUAUGGCAAAUUGGAACAAAGGAGUGUGUUUCAUUAAUGGACAUAACCUGGGAAGAUACUGGGAAAGGGGUCCUCAGCGAACUUUGUAUGUUCCAGCACCAUGGUUACGGACAGGAGACAAUGAACUCAUCAUAUUGGAGCUUCACAGUUAUAUGACAGCAGCUGAAGUUUCAUUCAGAACAUCUCCGUUUUACCGAGGAUAAAAAUCUCCUGAGGAAUGCUUGAGCACAGUAUUUGAGCUGCUUUGAAUUUGACUCGACUCUCCCAGCUCAGUGACUCAUUGACGUCUAAAAGACAUUACGGAGGUUUCAUUGAUUGGAAGUCGUUCAGAUUAUGAAGCAGAAUACUUUCCCGGUGAAGUAACCUGAAAAACUGAUGAAAACUUCAUAUACCUUGUGGAGUAGGGUAGGACAAUGGUUCGAAACCUAGCCCCGUCGUCAUAUAAACCAAGCCUCUAGUUAACGAUGUGGAUCCUUUUAAAAGACACUUUCCAUGACUAAACCUGAGUAUAACGAACAAUAUUCUUAUGUCGAUGUUUGUGAGAGGCAUGGUAAGAACUUAAUGAUCAGUAAAGAACACGUGUCGCCAGUUAAAUGGUACUUCACGGCAUUCUUGGUUCCUUUCCUCGUUGCGAGGGUUGUUCUGGCUCUUCUUCCGCCAUAAAAACAGAGGUCUAAAUUCUAAUUCCACUUCGAUUCAGUUUAAAUUGAAUUUUUGAAAGCUCCCACGCUCCUCAAGCGUUUACAAAUUAUUUACAUUUUAACACUUGAGAAACUGCUCUACGUAAAGGACCUCUCUUUAAAAAGAAGUCUUCCACUAUUAGUUAGAAAAGGAAAGAAAAAAUUCGUGAAAAGAUUUUAAUAAUUACCAAACCGUUACGUCACAAUGGGCCAACGACAAGAUUGUCUUUUUGUAUUUUAAUUAUAAAGACUUUCGCUUGCUUGAGAUUUAAAUUUACACAGUGUGGAUAUUAUUUUCAAUUUUGAUCGGAAUUUGUAAACAACAACUUGUUUAUAAGGACCAUUAAUGCAGUACUAUUUCUCGUGAAAUGUGCUAAAGUAAAGAAAGAGAAUAACUUACGUCUGUGCUGCUACUGAUGUUAUUUAACUUUUAUACAUCCAGUUUUCAAAUUUAGACUUGAAUAUUGA
Messenger RNA from Pocillopora verrucosa, 3202 nucleotides. Its product is annotated as beta-galactosidase-1-like protein 3. Gene Ontology annotation, cellular component: vacuole. Gene Ontology annotation, biological process: carbohydrate metabolic process. Lineage: Eukaryota; Metazoa; Cnidaria; Anthozoa; Scleractinia; Pocilloporidae. The record is from RefSeq and is a predicted model, not a curated record. Gene Ontology annotation, molecular function: beta-galactosidase activity.